This is a messenger RNA of Meloidogyne enterolobii, 874 nucleotides long. The record is from the annotation of a GenBank genome assembly. NCBI's taxonomy places the organism in Eukaryota, Metazoa, Nematoda, Chromadorea, Rhabditida, Meloidogynidae.
AUGGACCCUCCGGACGUGAAGACCAAGCACUUUCCUACUACGCCAAGGAGUAUUGUUAGAAAAUUUUGUUUAAAAAAAUUUUCUGACAAAAUAAAAAUAAUUUACCCUGAGUGGGAAUCGAACCAUGGACCCCCUCUAGACGUGAAGAGCAAACACUUUCCCACUACACCAAUAAUACACAUUUAUUUUCUAGACAAUGUUGAAGCAAUUAUUUUUAUUACUGCAAUAAGCGAAUACGAUCAAGUACUUUUUGAAGACGAAACUACGAAUCGAAUGAUCGAAUCGAUGCAAUUAUUUUCCUCAAUUUGUAAUAGUUCGUGGUUUUUAAAUACUGCAAUGAUUCUGUUUUUAAACAAAAAAGAUCUUUUUCUGGAGAAAAUACAAAGAGUUAAUAUUACAACUUGUUUUCCGGAUUAUGAAGGCUCCCAAAACUACGAAGAAGCAGUCAAUUUUAUUAAAAUGAAAUUUGCAGAAUUAAAUCAACACCCAGACAAAAAAACUAUUUAUAUGCACGAAACAUGUGCAACAGACACCAACCAAGUACAACUUGUAAUUAGCUCGGUAAUUGACACAAUAAUUCAGAAAAAUUUACAAAAGGCGGGGAUGAUGUAAAAUACUUGACAUUUUGUAUUUUUGACCAUUUUGUAAUUUUUUGACAAAAUGACAUUCCAAAAUUUUUUUCGAUUUUUAAUUAUUUUUGUGCAUUUUCUUCACUCAUUUUUUGUAUUUUCAUUGAAUAUUUUAAUUUUAUAAAUAAAAUAUUUUUCAAGAACAUUUUCUGACCUAGUAAAAAUAAUUUGACAGGCGUGGGACUCGAACCAUGGACCCCCUGAACAUAAAAACCAAACACUUUCCCACUACACCAAAGAAAAAA